AUGUCGUACGAGGCCCAGAACAGCUCUGCCCAGAGCCACAACGACAACGAGAAUGCCCCGGGUCCCAUAACGGCUUCAGACCAUGAGAUGUUGACCCACAUUCGUACCCAUGGACCCAGGCUCUUGCAGACACUACAAGAGUCUGGCGCCUCGAAGGAACUCCCAUUCAAACUCGUCUGGACGGCUCAUCCCCACUGGCCUCUUCUCCCCAAUAGGAAUACCGAUAGAGUCCGGAUAUCUGUACUUGAUUCGUCGUUCAACCCACCGACCCUUGCGCACCUCGCUUUGGCCAAUUCACAGAAACCCGGGCAAGAAGGAGAAGAUGGAUACGAAGCAAAGCUUUUGUUGUUAUCAGUCAAGAACGCGGAUAAGACACUCAAACCUGGCGAUGCUUCCUACCUGCAACGACUGCAGAUGAUGGGUUUGCUCUCUCAAGACGUCGUUACGCGUUGGAAGGUGGAGGACGGGAGACCGAAUGUUGCUAUUGGGAUUAUCGACGAACCGACUUUUGUUGGGAAGUCGAGGAUUUUGAAGGAGUAUUUCGCGGCUAGGCUUCGAUCCUCGCCUCUGCAAUCGAGCGGACCCUCCACACAGCUCACGUUCAUUGUUGGGAUGGACACACUCGAGCGACUGUUCAGUCCCAAGUACUAUCCUCCUCCAGCGGAUAACCCAGACAAGACGGCAGAACAAACCAUGUUAGACGUCCUGUCUCGCAUGCUGUCCCCACCCCCAGACGGCGACGACUCAUUCAUCGUCUGCGCCAAUCGCGCGAACCUCCCCAGCGACACUACGCAACAAGCCAAAGGAGAGAGUGGAGUUGACCAGACGCUAAGUGUAGCUCAACGAAUGGGUUGGAUGAAGGAGGACCCAAGCGACUCGCGAAUCACUUUGAUAGACAUUGGGAAGAGGGAAAGUCGGUUUAGCUCGACUUCUGUUCGCAAUUCCAGGCGGAGGAUUGGUUCGUGGCCCGGGGCUCGAAUGAACGCCUACGCACCUCAAAUCUCCAAAGCGGAGAGUUCGUAUAUCCAAGCGGGUCUUACAUCCAUCCCAGGGCAGAGAAUCGAUGGAAGGGCGUUGGAUGAAUACCGAAUUGUAGCCCUCGAAACUGGUGUUGCGCCAUUAGCGAAUGGGAGCGCGAGGGUCAGCAUUGGUGGGCGGACGAGCGUGGAAGGGAACGGCGGGGGAGGAACCGAGGUCGUCGCGGCGACAAAACUCGAAGUAGAGAGUGUAGAUGAAGGAGAGGGUGUAGAUGGCGGAAGAGUCAACCUGACGAUUGUGCCUGGGAGAAAAGCGUGGUGCAUGCAUCUGGAUUUGGUGGUGCUAGCGGACCAGGGGAAUGUACUGGACGUGCUGUUUUUGGCGGCGAGGGCUGCGGUGUGGGAUACGAGGGUGCCGAGGACGAAGGUUGUAGAGUGGAAGGCGAGGCCGAUGGGCGGGGCUGUAGUCGGAGGGGGUGCCGCGAAGGACGUCGGAGGGAAGGAGAAAGGAAAGGAUGCGGAUAGGAUGGAUGUGGAUGAUACGGAGCAACCCACGAGUGGGUUUGAUACCCGCCAGUUGAACAAGGCGGUGGACUUUGAGUUGCCGGAUUAUUGGGAUGAAGGCGAGCCGUUGGAGGGUUCUGAGAAGUGGCCUGUUUGCGUUACCCUGAAUUUGGUCCCACCUAUCCAUUUCCUCGACGCGUCUUCGAGAGAGGAAUCAGCAGUUCCUUUGAAAUUCCUCCUCAUCUACUCCUUUGAGAAGGACGGGAAAGGCGAUAAAACGGAAAGACCGGUGUUGAGGGGGAUGAGGUUUAUUGGACCGGGAGAGGUGAAGGCUGAGGAAGUGAAGGGCAUGGUUGAGUCGGGCAAAAAAUAUGCACAAGAAACAUUCAAAGCGCUAAAUCAAAAGCUGGCGAGCGAGGAUUCGAGGAGAGGGAGAGCUGGGCGUAAGAUGUCUACAUAGGACAAGGCUAUAGGAUGGGGGAGACCGGCUACGUGCAGGCAGUAAUGGCGGCAGAGCGCUAGUUUCUGCCGUGCUGCUAUCGAUCGUACAUGUGCAAAAUGGCUAUCACGGCCUGGAGGCCAGCAGACGCCUAAUAUUCGAAAGUUCUU
Messenger RNA from Coprinopsis cinerea okayama7#130, 2090 nucleotides. Its product is annotated as cytidylyltransferase. The transcript has 5 exons. The coding region runs from base 1 to 1941 and encodes 646 amino acids. Gene Ontology annotation, cellular component: nucleus; cytoplasm. Lineage: Eukaryota; Fungi; Basidiomycota; Agaricomycetes; Agaricales; Psathyrellaceae. The record is from RefSeq and is a predicted model, not a curated record. Gene Ontology annotation, molecular function: nicotinamide-nucleotide adenylyltransferase activity; ATP hydrolysis activity.